Messenger RNA from Nicrophorus vespilloides, 705 nucleotides. RefSeq lists its product as uncharacterized. NCBI's taxonomy places the organism in Eukaryota, Metazoa, Arthropoda, Insecta, Coleoptera, Silphidae. Gene Ontology annotation, molecular function: iron-sulfur cluster binding. The coding region runs from base 1 to 705 and encodes 234 amino acids. The record is from RefSeq and is a predicted model, not a curated record. The transcript is spliced from 3 exons.
AUGAAUGGUCGUAUUGUGUCUGUUUUGGUGUUGUGCUGCCUGGUGAUACACGAAGGAUAUGCAAAGGAUACAAUCGCGACUCGGAAUGGAAGUGAAAUCGAAACUGGUAAUGCAAUCUCGGCGAAUCAGAUAGCUACGACAACGAGGAGGCCGUUGCUCCAAGGACUACGACUUCCUUGCUCCUGCCAAGGAGGACAAUGCAGCUGUUGCACGGGGAUGAUUCUAGAGAGGUUCAAGCAGAAGGCCUGCAUGAACAUAACGUACGAUCCGGACGAGUUCGCCUUCACCGCUUCGAUGUCGAUGAACGAGCGGAUACUCUACAAGAACACGUUCACAGGGAAAAAUCCGCCACCGAUGUGUGUUAGAGUGCCGAGGUUCCGUUUCAUACAGUUCUGCGUCGAGUUCUCUAACAUCUACUUCGCGAAGAGGAACAUUCACAUGUGCAUAGAUGCGGAGGCGAAUUGGGAAAACUUCACUGUAAUGGAAUGGUCCUUCGACUGCAUCAGGUUAGGUGCUAGUGGAGUCGCAGUUAUAGGGCCGGAGGAGGGUGGAGGUAUACCUCUGUCACCUUUAGAUGAAGAGGACCAGAUCGAUGAGGAUUACGACGAUGAUGCUAGGAAUGUCCCGUUACCCACCGGAAAUAAACCCUUCGAUGUCCAAGUCUUACCAAACAAAGACGUUCUCAUCAAAUUUAAAAAAGUCUGA